AUGGUGGGACUAACUCUGCGGUCUCGGGACUGGGUAUUUGGAAUCCGAGUUGAGAGGACGGUAUCUUAUAUAUAUCUGACAUACUGGAUGAAAAAAAUGAUGUUCCCUGUGUUUGCGCGACUAACGGUAGCGCUUGAGUCUGCUCGCCAACAAAAGACGGCGGAACAGGAAUUCGACAAAUCGGCUAAGCUUACACAAAAGCUUAACAUGCAUUCGAUUCCCCCGCUACAUUGUACCAAUUCAGCACGGACUAGUCCAUCGAGUUCUAAAGAGUCGGAGUCGACGAGGGUGUCCAAAGUUCUCGAAGUAGCGGCGGUGAGGGAUGUCAUAGGAUCCGAUGAGAAUGACAGGAUGAAUAAACCAGGCUUCGUUACUCUCAGCACAAAAGGACUUGAGAAUAUGGCCAAACUUCAGACACUUGCCUCCAUUCUGCCUCUUGACAUAUAUGUCUUCCAGGUGCAAGUGGUGGUGGAAACCACAACCCAGUCCUCUGCUGUGUCUACUUUAGCAUCUCCCAGACCCACUGCCGAAGAUAUUGUAAACCGGGUCGAUCGCGCAUCCUCAACUUCGCAAGCCGAGGAGCCGUUAGAGAUUGUUCACCCAUCGAGCUUAGAGGACCCUCUGAGGACAAUAGCAGCUAGAAAUUCACUUCCUUUACCCAACCCGCCCAAUCGACAACCAAUGGCUACCGCCUCGACUAUCCGUGAAACCCAUUCCGCCACAGCGAGCCCACCAUUACACACCCAAUGGAAUUGUGCCCCCGUUGUUCGUGCAGUGAACGAGUUGGAUGAUGAUGUAACCACUGUUCCAUCGUUGGGGUCAACUGAAAUUCAGGUGCCUACAAGGACUCUCGAUCAUAAUCGUAGGAACCUAUCCGGGAGCGUUGAGUAUGGAGAAGAUUCUCUAGAAUAUCCUCACACGAUGAGGUCCGACAGUGGUGGCGCCAGCAGAGGCGAUAUAGUCACUGAGACUUGGCCUAUGAAUGAGGGAUACACCCGGAAUUCUCCUACCACAGUCCUCGCUAGCAGUAUGCCAGAUGGCUCCCCUGGACCAUCGCCUGAGCCCUCGCUAGUAUCCCAUGCAAACCAACCAUACAGGCCGCUUUUCCAACCGCCUACACCCCAUCUUGGAAGAUCUAUUCAAGUAGAGCAACCAUGGUCUCCAGAACUCCAAAGACCUAUCGGAUCGGAACGUGAAGCCAAAUUUCGGGAUGAUUUUGAUAAACUCGCUGCGUUGGGGCUUUGA
This is a messenger RNA of Morchella importuna, 1245 nucleotides long. RefSeq lists its product as uncharacterized. NCBI's taxonomy places the organism in Eukaryota, Fungi, Ascomycota, Pezizomycetes, Pezizales, Morchellaceae. The transcript is spliced from 2 exons. Bases 1 to 1245 code for a protein of 414 amino acids. The record is from RefSeq and is a predicted model, not a curated record.